Molecule: messenger RNA, 2298 nt
Organism: Colletotrichum spaethianum
Lineage: Eukaryota; Fungi; Ascomycota; Sordariomycetes; Glomerellales; Glomerellaceae
Product: putative hydro-lyase
Exons: 4
Coding region: 1-2298 (765 amino acids)
Biological process (GO): positive regulation of translation
Cellular component (GO): cytosol; cytoplasmic stress granule
Molecular function (GO): RNA binding
Source: RefSeq, a predicted model, not a curated record
AUGGCUACUGCAUUUUCUUACGCUCAAGCCGCCAAGGGUCAGGCGGCCACCACAUCCGCAACCCAGCCCACUGAGAACGGCAAGGACGCCGCCAACUCAGUAAACGGCGAACAACCCACUGCUGAGACCAACGCCGUCAAGAGCAGCGAAUCCGUCGACGACGAGACUUCGAGAAAUACACCUCUCAAGGCUCAACUCGCCGCCAAGCUGGACGCUGCUUCUGCCCCGGCCGAGGCCAACACCAACAACACAUCCGCUGCCGCCUCCGUCACCGACUCUCGACGCGAUGACGAGGAUGCCGCCACCGAGGGCUCCGCCCGCCGAAGCGAGAAGAGCGUACGGUCGGCAAGCGCGUCCACUCGCGUGACCGAUGAUGCCGAGCCGAAGAAGGGCUCUAGGAAGCCGAGAAAGGGCAAGGCAGGAAAGGAGUCGAGCGAGGAUGCCAAGAAGGAUAAGGCGGCAGAGCAGGAGAAGGAGCAGCCCAAGAUCGAGCUGGUUGAGGCACCGCUUCCUUCGGUCAACAUCUGGACCCAACGGAAGGAGACACAGGCUGCCAAGACAUCCGUCACCCUGCCCACGAACGGUGCUCCCAACGCAUCCAACUCCGCUGACACCUGGCCCAACAGCCAGGAGUCCAAGAAGAAGAGCAAGGCCGCCGAUGCCACUGAAGCGACCAACGGUGCUGCCGGCCCCAACAAGUCCCAGCGCAAGGUUGGUGAUGGCGAGGCGGCUGUACGCAGGAACGGUGCCCGCGGCUCUAGAGUGAUCGACAGAGAGGGUCGACCUACCGAGGUGCCCCCUCCCGUCGGUGAUGUUCAGUCAUGGCCCACGCCAGAGACGGCGGUCAAGGAAACGGUCAAAGAGGAGAAGCGCAAGCCCUCUGACAAGAUCGAGCGGACAGAGACCGAGGCCCAGGACGACGCUGCUUCCAAGGGACGUUCCAAGGACAAGUGGGAGCGCAUGGACUUUGUGCCUACCGUCCAGUUCUCUACACCCAUCCCUUCGGUGAGAGGAUCUCGAGGAGGACGCGGUGGCGCCCGUGGUGGACGCGACGUCACCUCCCGCGGCGGUCACGGCGCCGCCGCCGCCGCCGCCGAUAAGCCUGCCGGUGCUGCCGCCCCUUCCGGCAAGGCUGGAAGCGAAGCUCGUGAGCGUGCCCGAGAUGGCAAUGCUCCGGCCAGAGCCAACUCCCAGCCUCCUGCCGCAAACAAGCGUGCUUCCAUGGAGGCGUCCAACAAGGAGCAGCGCAAGCAGUCAGCACCUAGCUCGGGUGAGCGUAGCAAGGAAUUGCAGUCCACUGCCACCAACGAACAGGCCGGACCUGUUAGAGAGAGGGGCGAAGGCCGCGGCGACAGGGGCCGUGGCGGAUAUCGUGGCCGCGGAGGUCACCCUGGAAACGUGCCCAUGCACUCUCAGCAGUCUUCCUACAUGGGCAACGGCAACUCUUUUGGCUCUCAAGGUCCCCGCCAGUUCACUAGCCCCCUCUGCACCAGAACGUCUCGGGGUGGUCGCGGCGGCCGUGGUCAGUCCAACGGUUCCGGUGCUUUCCGUGGGGCCGGCGGUCCUCCAAACUCUGGCCGCAUGCGCCAAGUUCAGACAAACAUGAACCAAGUUUCUUGGGACUACGGCAUGCCCAUGACCCCCGGUUCUUACCCGGCUUUCUACGAGCAGACCAGGCACCUCAUGAUUCCUCAGUUUGAGUACUACUUCUCUGUCGAGAACCUUUUGAAGGACGAGUUCUUGCGUAAGCACAUGGACAGCCAGGGUUUUGUGCCCUUGGAGCUUGUACUUGGCUUCUCCAGAGUCCGCAGCGUCGCUGACCCCCAGACUCUGCGCGCCAUCUGCGCCGAGUGCCCUCAACUGGAUUAUGUCAUCGGAGACGAUGGCGUCGAGAGAUUGCGCUCCCGCACACACUGGCAAAAGUUCGUUUACUCCAAGAUGGAGUUGCGAUUCGAGUCUGCGCGCAACGCAGGGCCUCAGUACUUCUACCCGCGCUCGCUUCACGCCAUGGCCCCUUACGACCACGGAAUGUUGGGCGACUACCCUGUUGUUUCGCCGUCCGCCUACCCCAACGGCACUGAGAACGGCUACGUUGCCUACCCUAACGAGGUCCCUGCUGGACAGACCAAUGGCGCGGUGAACGGUGCCGGACCUGAGACUCAGCUCUCAGCUCAAGUCCCCGAAUUCCAGCCGGGCACGUCUGAGCAGGCUGCUGAAGCCUCCACGGCUGCCACCAACUCGGAACCCAACAUCUCGUCAAUGGCUCCUCUGAGGCUCACGCGGAGAUUGCGCCCCUGA